This is a messenger RNA of Sebastes umbrosus (honeycomb rockfish), 721 nucleotides long. RefSeq names its product fatty acid binding protein 4a (gene fabp4a). Bases 89 to 493 code for a protein of 134 amino acids. The transcript has 4 exons. NCBI's taxonomy places the organism in Eukaryota, Metazoa, Chordata, Actinopteri, Perciformes, Sebastidae. Gene Ontology annotation, biological process: fatty acid transport. The record is from RefSeq and is a predicted model, not a curated record. Gene Ontology annotation, molecular function: fatty acid binding. Gene Ontology annotation, cellular component: cytosol; nucleus.
GUUCCCACAGUGGAGGAGAGUUGAACCCAGAGUCACACUCCAGCUGCUUGUUGUCUCAUCAGGAUAUCUCAUCACAGAAACUGCAAACAUGGUUGAGAAAUUUAUUGGGACGUGGAAGAUGAUUACCAGCGACAACUUUGAUGACUACAUGAAAGCAAUUGGUGUGGGAUUUGCCACCAGGCAGGUUGGGAACAGGACCAAGCCCAACUUGAUAGUGACUGUGGACGAUCAAGGGAUUGUAUGCCUGAAGUCUCAGAGCACCUUCAAGACUACUGAGAUCAAGUUCAAGCUCAACGAGCCCUUUGAGGAGACGACCGCAGACGAUAGGAAGACCAGGACCGUGGUGACUCUGGAGAACGGCAAGCUUGUGCAGAAACAGAGCUGGGAUGGCAAAGAGACGAAUAUCGAGAGGGAGAUCGAAGAUGGCAAAUUAGUAGCGAAAUGCAUAAUGGGAGACGUGAUCGCGGUGAGGACGUACGUGAAGGAGGCGUGAUGUGGGCUCCCCUCAGCACACCCGUUGGAUGCAUUGCUGGAUGACAGGCUCAGUUCAAUGAGCGUAAUACCAAACUAAAGUAAAGGCGUGUUCUGCUCUUCCUAUUUCUUUAUCUUCGCUGUGUUGCCAAAAUUAAAUUUCUGUGCCUCUAUUCUCCAACAUGACACAUUUGGUUUCAUUUGGAAUUGUUGUGGUGAUUUGAAUAAAAGUGAAUGAAAAUUUGUCAAA